This is a messenger RNA of Botrytis sinoallii, 8517 nucleotides long. RefSeq lists its product as uncharacterized. NCBI's taxonomy places the organism in Eukaryota, Fungi, Ascomycota, Leotiomycetes, Helotiales, Sclerotiniaceae. The coding region runs from base 1 to 8517 and encodes 2838 amino acids. The transcript is spliced from 9 exons. The record is from RefSeq and is a predicted model, not a curated record.
AUGUCGCCAAGUUAUAUCGAAGUCGUUGGCAAGAGUAUUCUCAGCGAUGAUCUUACGCAGAAGUUGACCGAUGCAGACAUCAAUCAGCCUGGAGAUCCCAGGGGGGCUAUUGAUGCCUUUCUCGGAAAGUGGACUGUCCCUUGUAAUGCCAUCGUAUACCUUACCUUCAUCAAGACAUUAUUGAUCUAUACCGACGACGACGAGGAUAUUUGUGGCGCAUUCUUGACAAUACUACCAGACGCUACUCCGGAGGAUCUUGCGAAAGUACUUUUUCCGCAAGACAAACUUGAUGAGUUGAUAGCCUCCAAAUCCAACACAAUCCCAGAUGAUUUGACUGCCAAUGAUGUGAAUCAAGUGCGAGCCAGGUUUCUUGCUGAUCAGCCACUCGUCAUUAUACUUGUUAUGAUCAGAGACAAUGGCGACUUUACCCUCGAAGAUCGCCCACGUACCAUUGUAGUACUCAUUUUAGAAUUGAUGGUUAAGCGUCAAGCUCAACUUGGUUCUUCUGAGCUGAUCAGCAUGUUGAAGGAGUUUUUUCCGCAGGAUGAAUCCCCGUUGACCGACAAAGAGAUCACCUCCGCUUCUACGUUUGUCAGAUCUGUAAAGACUCUCUCGUAUCUCGUUGAAGACCCAUUGGAUAUUCCUCGUCUUUACGACUCAAAAUAUCAUUCCAUACGAAGUAUUACAGGCAAGUCGAAGAAUGAUUUCAAGUCUGAUCUGCAAAGCGCAGGCUCAUCGACCGCGAACGCUCUAAAAAUUCACGAUUGCGCUGAGCGUGUUGACUGCUGGAAUGAGCAACUUUGGCUGGCGCUGAUGAAGGCAGGUAAGGCUGAUGUGGCAGAUAGUAUGAUACCGCAGCCUCAGCCGGUGGACGAUGACGGAGAUUCAACGGACGAUACCGUAAAGCCAAAUCAGCCCUUAGCAAGCCUUAGCGGUCCUCCAGAAUCUUGGAAUAACUUGACGGAUAUAUUUCGUCUCGAAAAUAUUGCAUGCGAGGAGUGUUGCUCCAUAACUUCCAUGUCUGCUUAUUUCGCAGAUCUCUUGAACUUGUUAAGCAACACUACAGCUACAGGUGGAGCUGGAACAACAACCGAAGAUACAACUGCCGUUUCAGAUUCAGGCACAAACAGCAGUCUCCUAGACUUGCUUUCAGCUCGGCGCCCAGAUCUUAAAAAAUUAGAGCUCAGCUGCGCAAACUCACAAACCUUGGUUCCUAAUAUAAAUCUUGUUAAUGAAGUACUCGAAUCAUACAUUCGCUACAAAAGUCAAUCUUUGCUGUCUGCACCGGCUUCCGACGAGCAAGAUUCUAUACUUGUCUUUAAUACACCUGCAGAUGCCGCAGAUGAUUGCGUGCAAGAUAUUCACUCUGACGGACCAGUCUAUCGGCCCGGAAACACAGACUUUGAAGUUUAUUCCAAAGUCGUCUCCCAACAGAUGUACCCGUUCACCUGUUUCCCAUACGAUUAUGCGUGGUCAUCUGUUAAAGAAUAUUUCAACAUAUUCCAGAUACCUUAUGCACAACUGGUCGAGGUAUUUCAAGCACCUGAGCUUCUCUUCGAGAAUAUAACACAAGUCGCGCGUGGUAAACUCUCUGAAGAGCAGAGAACUGGGCUGCUUCGUGGAUCGGCCGAGGUGCUGAAGAGACAAAUUGCGGCAUCAGUUCUGAAUUUACAUCAAAAGAGUUUGCUGCCAUCACGGGUGAAACUUUCUUCCCCGCCUGCAACAGCUAAUGAAAAGGACAGGGCUAGAUUUCCCGACAUCCUAGACUUAGUCAAGACCCAGCUGUUCGGAAAAGACCUAGUGAUCAUCAACAAAACCGGAUCGCAAGAGUUCAGUACUUUCAUCGACGACCUCAGACUUUUAGCCAAUGCGUCAGAGCCACCGUUUCAAAGCCUGAACACUACCUUAUGCCGAGACCUUCAAUCGUUUUUACGCCUGAAGGCUAAGCUUGGAUGGUCGACGAGGGAUCUUGAUGCAGCUAUCUACUGCUUACGUAAUAAUGAGAUGGAGCUCUCUCCGGAUUUCAAAGUAACUACCGCCCCCAACACGCGACCCAUCUCUGUUUACGUUCUUAAUGGAAUUGCGUCUAUUAUCAAGUUGAACAAUCUAUGUGGAAUUAAACCCGCUGCUCUACUUCCAUUAUGGGGCCCUAUCGAUGCCUUUGGUAAAGAUUCGUUUCUUUACCGCAAAUUUCUCCGUCCUUCUCUAGGGCAAGUGUUCGCAAUCCCAAAAGAUGGCGAAGAAUUCUUCGAGCCAGGCGGCUCAAAGUUCCAAAUUUAUGCAUGCGGUACAAGUGUAUGCGCGAGUCUAAAAUGGCCAUUUCAAUAUCUUAAAGAUCUGCUUGAAGCUACAGGUUAUUCUGAUUCUCAUUUGACUGUCGGCACUCUGUCAAAACUUUACCGCUAUACUACUGUUUCCCAGAUUUUGUCUAUUCCUGCAACAAAAUGUGCUCAAUUUUUCAAACUGUUCUUCGACGAAGCAAAGGAGAAUCCCUUAUCAAGCCCUGAAGUCACAUUUGAAGUGCUAGAAAUGUGGAAAAAGCUGUUGAAUUCAAACUGGACAAUCGAAUCACUUCUCGAUGUUUUAGAGACUACCCAGCUUGAAGACAAUCAAGAUAGCUCCGGGCUACAACUCACCAGAGCUAUUUUAGAAGGGACCGUGGAUCUGAAAAAGUCACUUUCAUCUAUUUCUACAGUUGACAUACCAACUUCAGAAACUGUCGUCGAUUGUGUUGGGCGAACAUUUGAUGCAGCAACAGCAAGCACAAUUGUAGGAUUUAUUGAGGGCACUCAGAUUCUGACAAGCUAUAUCAAACUUUCAGACAAGGCGGCCCUCGACUCACUGGUUAGCCUAGCAAAGGACUGGCCAAACAAGAUUUCGAUUAUUCCUUCUAUUGAAGGAACGAUAUAUUCUGCCCAGAUAAAGCUCUGUGGUAUAUUGACUUCAAGUGAAAAGACGAACAUCUUGGAUGGAAGUGAAAACUCUCCCGCAAUUAAAACUGCACUUGCUACUUUGGUGGCGACUUCGCUGUUUCCACAGAAAAUUAUUAUAUCACGUUUUGAGAACAAUCCCGACUCCAGCGGGAAGCUACAGAGCAACAUUCUUCUUGAUGAUUGGGAGGAGCCACCGUCUAAAUCGACUGAAUCUUCUUCUCCAGAUGCAUCUUCUAUUGCCGCAGAAAACUAUCUUCGGAAUCGAAGAGCAGCUUUUAUUGACUUGGCCAAACCGACCAUUAUCCAAGAUCUCCUUACUUCUCUCAUUCUCAACUCUACCAAAGACCAGAUACUCGACGUUGAUGUUUCGAUUAUAUCAAGUCUUAUUUCGGACGUCGUUAAAGUUCCAACUAAGGACGGCAGCGGGCUCGAGUCCGCUAUGACUGCUCUACAGAGUCUUAGCGUACCCAUCGAAAGCUCGAUUGAAACGAAUCUGGACGCAUAUUUCACACCUACAACCACUGAUGAUUACACGAUACAUUACACGGGAACCAGUACUAGUCCUGAGAUAACCAUUAACGGACUUAAGAUGCCCUUCGAUGCAUCUGCAAACACAUGGAACCAGUUUCGUAUGAUCUCUGGUCAAGCAUACCUUUUACAAGCCGGUUUUGAUCCUUCUCAAGUGUCUUGGUCAACAUGCAGAUCAAUGCCGACGCCUUUUACCGACGAAGAGCUAUUAUUAUCGGCGACAUUUCAGCGAACAACGAGUGUUCUUGAAGCAAUUCGCAAGGCAACACUUAUUUGCCAAACCUUGAAGCUGACUACGGCAGAGAUCGCAUUUUUCAACCGUCAAGUACAACUGAAAUUCGAAAUGCUGGCUAUCGACCUCAAUUCACCGAGUCUGAAAGAUCUUGUCCAGCUCCAAGAUUAUUGCGCCUUGAGAGAUACUUGUAUCCCUAGCACCAAAGACGACAAUCUGAUGAGUCUAUUUUCUUGGUUGUCUAGCUCGACUGAUACUGAUCGCCUUGAACGAAAAUAUCCGAACUAUACUGCAGCAAAUCUGAUGGCAACGUUGCGUAAUUACGAUAACUUCUUGGGCUUAAACGCAAUUGUGUUAUUCUAUGGCAGCCUUGGCGGUGUAUCUGACAUCAACUCCAUGCCUCCCAUGGCCGAACUCUUUGACCUAGCUAGGCCUGCGCAACAGCUAGAUAAUGCAGACUCUUAUUUUCAAGCUGCACAAGACCUUCAGAACAGAUUGACCGCCACACAACAGGAAAACUUUGAAGAUGGACUCAUGCAGACCCAGCGUGCUGCCCUUGUGAAUUACCUAUUGCAGCAAGACUACAUCAAAGAUCUCAAUAUCUGGGAUGCAGAUGGACUCUUCGAAUAUUUCUUUGUUGAUGUGCAAAUUGGUCCACAAUUGCGAACAUCACGCAUUAAACAAGCAAUUUCAGUGGUGCAGUUAUAUACACAACGUUGUUUGCUAGGGCUCGAAGAGGACCUGUUUCUCUAUCCCGAAAAUUGGAUUGAUCCAAUGCUUCGGGAUGAUAAGAGCCAGUUAUUGAUCAAUUUGGAAGCUGCGCUGCUUCAGAAGGAUCUGAGCAUCGACACAUUUUUGCACGCUAUUCAAAACUAUGUAUAUGGGUUGAAUGAAAUCUCGAAGCUUGACAUUGUUACAUAUGUCCACGAACCCGAAUUUAAGCAGGCUGAUAUAUUCCACUUUUUUGGGCGGACUCGUACCGCGCCAUAUUCGUUUUAUUAUCGCACUGUGAGUAUCUUGGCAACUAGUGAGAUAUUCUGGCAGCCGUGGACCAAGAUUGAGAUGGAUAUUCCGUCGAUUGAAACAGAAUGGGAAGGUCAUCGCCUCGAGAACAUUGGCAGCUAUCUGCUCCCCGAGAUAAUUGGAGGUCGACUUUAUCUUUUCAUUGCCAUCAAUCAUGGCGAAGUCUUUGGCGACGAAUAUAGGGAACAAUCUCAAGGUGUCACCACUUUCGACGAUUUACGCGGGAAGCCGCCUGAUAUAGCGGCCCCUAAACGUAGGCAGUUGGCACCCAAACGUGUAUCGGCAGGAACUCUUACUGUGGGCUUGGUAGCUUCUGCAUCACAAUUUCGAGUUGAACCAACUUUUGAUGAUAAUAAGAUGACAAUGAAGAUAAACUAUUCGGCAAUAGGAGAUACUGACUUCAACGAAAUUGGCAGCUUCAUAUUCUUUAACGAUCAGAUCAGUACAAUCAACAGUGACUCAACAACAUCUAUCCACGGCGACUUUCCAACUUACUUCCAGAAGGUGCUAGGCAACGGUACCAAAUCAACUGCUCUGGAAAUUGAUCCCUCUUUCCCAAAUAAGCCUCUGAUUUGGAUACCGAAUGGUUUUAAAGUCCUACGAACAAAAGGAUCUCACUUGGACUCUGUCGAAAACACAGCAACGUGUCACGGCCCUUGUAAACUCACUCCGACGGAUGGACGCCAAUGGACUACUCAAAGAGUAAUGGAUGAUAUGGAGCUUGUACAGCUGGAUCAUUCGUUUUCUCAUGAGCUCAUGGAACAUACUACCGACCGUGUCGAUCCACUAGGAAAUCUUUAUAAUAACCUAGCUCUAACACCUGCAGACCAGCUAAAAGAACGUUACGGGGCCGGCAGCCAAAACGCAUCAUAUCACGAACUGGGUCGUCCAACUGCUAUCUAUAACUGGGAGAUUGGCAUACACGCUGUGUAUCUGGCAGUUGAUCGGUUGUCCACUACACAGCAAUAUGACGAAGCACUGCAAAUUGCAAGACUUGUCUUUGAUCCAUCAGUAUCCGUAAAAGUAGACAGAUCUAAUGGCGACAAGACAAUAAGCACUCAAUCCUGUUGGAAAUUUCCACCAUUCCAAGAUAUGGCUUGCAUGAUGUCGAAUAAAGGCGAAAGCUCGUUCGAUCCUCUAGAUCUGGCAAACCUGAAAAAGGAGAUCGAGCUUGCAAUUAAAGAAAGACGUUCAUACGGUGCGCUAGUGCAUGCCGCCGCGCGUGGUCGACCUGUUUCAUAUAUGAAAUGGAUUGUCAUGAAAUAUGCUGAGAUCCUCAUUGCCCUUGGGGACAUACAAUUCCGACAAGGCACAUCCGAAUGUCUUCCAUUGGCCACUCAACGAUAUAUAGAGGCAGCUAGAGUACUGGGACCCGAGCCACCUAAUGUACCAGAUCUUGGAAAUCGGAAAUCGAAGGUGCUGACGUACGCACAACUAAGAACAAAGGAUAAUGCAUUCGAUGAAGUCUCACUGGAUCUAGGCCUGCCAUUUUCAUUCAACAUAGUACCAAAAGGAAACGCUACAGUCUCAAGCACUGACCCAAAAAUGGAGAGCAUUACUUGCGUCCUGAAGACAGAUUAUUUUUCCAUUCCCCUGAAUCCUAAAUUCAAGACAAUGCGAAGCCUAGUGCAGGAACUUCUUUUUAACAUUCGAAAUUCCUUCGAUAUUCAAGGAAAGCCGGUGGUCUACGCGCUGAGAGAUCCACCCAUUGAUCCUGGUGACUUGGUGGCUCUCAGCAAGCAAGGUCUCAGCAUAUCUGAUGUGCUGAGCAUGAUUUCCGGCCAAAGAGAUGGUCCACUAACUAAUCAACGUUUUGCAACUCUCAUGAGCGUAGCUUUGGACUUGUGUACCGAAGUACGUUCGCUGGGAGAAAGUCUCUUGGCAGCAAUAGAAAAAAGAGAUGCAGAGAGUCUCAAUGUCAUCAUGGCUCGAAACAACACUGGCAUACAGCAAGGAAUGUUGGAAAUGAAGCGAAUCGAACUUGACGGGGCGCAAAAGACUAUUGAAUCGCUUUUGAUGGAUCGCAGCUCUCAAGAAGCACAAUUAGAUUACUAUCUCAAACUCAUUGGCGAACCAGAUACCAAAAUUCCCAAACCUAGCGACGAUUGGACUGAUGUCCCACAAAACAUUGAUGUACAGUCAUCAGAUGAACUGCGAAUGUCUCCCUACGAAAAAUUACAAAUGACAAUGUCUCUAUCCGCAUACUCAAAGAACAGCCUAGCUACAGUCACAGAUGCAGUGGCUCUUCCAUUGUACCUGUUACCAACAAUACAAGGGGACUUUGAGCCUCUCGGAGUUGGAACUAGCAUCUCAGCUGGCGGUACUCAGUAUGCAGACCAAGCCGACCAAGCCGACAAGAAGGCCAGUCUUACAGCACAAUUGCAAGAUCGUCGAUUCCAAGCAAAUAUUAGUGGGCGCCAGAUCAAAUCCAUCGACAAACAAAUUGAGAUACAGCAGAUACAUAUCAAAUCCAUACAGAAAGAUCUCGAUAUGCAGAAAUCCCAACUAGACGAAGCUGUUCAGGCUGAGACAUGGUAUCGUUCCAAAUACACUAACGAGCAACUCUACAGCUGGAUGGAGAAGAGACUUAGGAACUUGUAUCUUCAAGCGUAUAAUCUGGUUCUAGAUGCAGCUCUUCGAGCACAGAACGCCUUAUCAUUUGAAUCUGGUCGCAAAAGCUCAAUCAUCAAACCAGCCGGUUAUUGGGAUGCUUCACGCGAUGGAUUGCUUGCCGCGCAGGAUCUAUUUUGGGAUUUGAAAAAGCUUGAGGCUGCACAAGCGGGAAAUACUUCAGCGGACUACAAUAUUACCAAAACUGUAUCCCUGAAAGAGAUUGAUCCUAUGGCACUGAUGAAUUUCAGAAUCACGGGAACUUGCGAUUUCUCAUUGGACGAGGUGCUUUUCGAUAUGGACUUCCCCGGCCACUAUAUGCGUAGGAUACGAUCAGUGGCUGUAUCGAUUCCUGCGGUUUUCGAACCCAAUUGCAAUGCCAAUGCUAUAUUGACACUGCUAUCGCAUAAAUACCGCGUUACCCAGAGUGCUGCCGACUAUGUUGCUUCUCAGUCUGCAAGUAGUGAAUCAUUUCGCACUGAUCGGAUUCCGACGUCUUCUAUUGCCGUUAGCUCCGGUGAUGUAGACUCUGGAGUUUUUGAACUCGAUUUUUCUGCCUCUCAAUACAUGCCUUUCGAGGGUGCAGGCGCUAUCUCGAAAUGGCGUCUGGAACUCCCAUCACCGGUUAGGACUUUCAGCUACGAAUCUAUCACUGACGUGCUGUUACACGUACAAUACACAGCUUAUGAAGGAGGUCCGUCGUUACGCGCAGCAGCGAACCAAGCUACACUUCAAGUGAUGAAAGCGACGGGAGCGGAAGGGCAGCAGCAAGGGUUUUCGGCGAUUUUCGAUCUCAAAAACGAGUUUGCUGAUGAUUGGAAGAGCUUUGGUGAUCAAUUGGCUUCCGAGACGACUGGUUCAGAUGCACCAAGUAUGAAACUUGGAGAUUUGAAAAAGAAACUUCCUUAUUGGUCUCGAAGACAGAAUGCCCUGGAGGUUAAGAACAUCACUUUCAUAACUCACAGCGAAGAACUGCGCAAUAAACUUGACAUCGAAAGUUCGAAGGGUGCUAGGGAUUGGGUUGUAAGUCAAAUCGGAGACUACUAUGUAAAGUCUUCGUCUACUUGCAGUGAUACGAGUUUAAAUUGGACCAUCCAAGCAGUCACAUCCCCAACGAAAUGGGAUAAGAAAAAUUUCGAGAACGCGUUUUUGUUGUUUCAGUAUGUGUUUACAGGGACAAAGAUUGUUUAG